Helianthus annuus (common sunflower) is the source of this 1368-nucleotide messenger RNA. Its product is annotated as light-inducible protein CPRF2. Gene Ontology annotation, molecular function: DNA-binding transcription factor activity. NCBI's taxonomy places the organism in Eukaryota, Viridiplantae, Streptophyta, Magnoliopsida, Asterales, Asteraceae. The transcript is spliced from 6 exons. Gene Ontology annotation, biological process: regulation of DNA-templated transcription. The record is from RefSeq and is a predicted model, not a curated record. Bases 53 to 1207 code for a protein of 384 amino acids.
UCAUUAGCCUUUGAAAAAAAGGAGGUUGAAACCUGGAGGAGAGGAGAGAGAAAUGAACAAGAUGUUUUCAGUGGAGGAUAUCGCGGCCCACUUUUGGUCACCAUCCGACGACGACGAUGAAUCAUCGUCUUCAUCAUCCAUCAACAACAAGCCAACGCCGCCAGUCAUCAACCGGAGCAUGUCCGAGUGGCACUUUCAAAGCUUCCUCCAACAAUCUUCAUCAAACGACGUCGUCGUCCAGAUCAAGGAUCACGAUCACUCAGUUGCAACCACUAACAUUACAACUGCUGCUGCUCCUGCUCCUGCUACGACAUCGUAUGCUGCCUCCGUUGAUUCGGAGGAGUAUCAGGCGUACCUUAAAAGUCGUCUUGAUCUUGCUUGUGCAGCUGUUGCGUUGACCAGGGCAUCUCCUGUAAAAAUUCAAGAUUCAGCUGCUGUACAGGACAAUGGAUCACAGGCCUCCUACACCUCACAGUUGAUUUCUUCUAAAGUGUCAGGUCUUGAUCCCAAGGGAGCAGGUAAAGAUGGUGGCGGGACUGUCGGAAUCCCUUCCUUGCCUGUUAUACAAAAGAACACAGCAAUUCCAGUGACAAGUGGAUCAUCACGAGACCUAUCAGAUGAUGACGAGCUUGAUGGAGAUACGGAAACAACUCAGAAUGCGGACCCUACAGAUGUAAAACGUGUUAGAAGAAUGAUAUCGAACAGAGAAUCUGCUAGACGUUCAAGAGGAAGAAAGCAGGCCCAUAUGACUGAACUUGAGACACAGGUUUCUCAAUUGAGGGUCGAAAAUUCUUCAUUAUUGAAGCGUCUUAGUGACAUAAGCCAAAAGAACACUGAAGCUGCUGUUGAUAAUAGAGUGCUGAAAGCCGAUGUUGAAACUAUGCGAGCAAAGGUGAAGAUGGCUGAAGAAAGUGUGAAAAGAGUUACCGGCUUUAACCCAAUGGUUCAACCCGUGUUCAAUUUAUCGACGAUGGAUCCCAUGCCUUUCUAUACUUGUAGCCCAUCUGAUGCAUCCACAGACACUGUUGUUCCUGUGCAAGAUGGCAUGAAACAACAACACUUCUACCAGGGCCAACCUUCUUCUGUCUCACGAGUGACUCAACACACCAUGGGGAAUCUCCCGCCAGUCGAGAAUGAUCAACAACCGAAUCCUAUGCAACAUGUUGGCUCGUCUCGUGGGACCACCCAACGCAGUGGAGACCGCUAGUAGUAGUACUUGGGAAUUAUAUUCUAAUUUAAAAGUGCUACAUCGACAAUAGCCAGUAUCUGUAUCGUUUUCAUGUGCAGUGGCUUGAUCAGGUAGCCUAAUUUGCAGGUCUAUUAAUACAAAUCAAAGUAUAUGGAUAUGAAAUAUGUGAUUUUCGUUUA